Fopius arisanus is the source of this 5918-nucleotide messenger RNA. RefSeq names its product Toll-like receptor Tollo (gene Tollo). Gene Ontology annotation, biological process: inflammatory response; toll-like receptor signaling pathway; immune response. Lineage: Eukaryota; Metazoa; Arthropoda; Insecta; Hymenoptera; Braconidae. The coding region runs from base 394 to 4104 and encodes 1236 amino acids. The transcript has a single exon. Gene Ontology annotation, cellular component: plasma membrane. The record is from RefSeq and is a predicted model, not a curated record. Gene Ontology annotation, molecular function: protein binding; transmembrane signaling receptor activity.
UCUUGCUGGAUCCUUGCUCGAUCGUGCUCUUCGGGCACCGUGGCUUUACCUUUCGUUUUAUAGCUGUAGUUAGUAUAACGGGUCUCAACCAGUCCCCUCCCCCCCCUCUUAACCCUUCACUGGAUACUUAACUUGUGCUGUGAGCAAUCGAGAUGGAAUUAUUCUGGAUAUAACGUGAUUCUGUGCUGGUGUUAAUUGAAGAGUCAAUCUUUAGCUGUUUGGAAUAAAUGAGUGAUGUUGAGGGUUGAGGUGGUUGGAGUGACAAUGUCGGUGGGUUAAGGCUGAUUAUCAUAUGGGGUUCUAGAUGGAAUUUAUGGUGUUUGAGGGUAAUUUAGGAGGGAAUUGGUGUUUCAUGGAAUAAUAAGAGCCAGCUGAGUGGGUUUUCAUGUAAAGAUGCAGGGGAAUCCUGCUUUUCUGGCAAUCCUACUCGGUACAAUAUUCGGCUCGCUUGGUGCCUCACUGAGCAAAGCACUGAGGUACAAAGCACCGGACGAGUGCAAAUGGGUGGCAACGGGAGACAGUGAGGACGAUGUCUCACUCGUUUGUCGACUACGGACUAUUAAUAGUGAACUUGAAAAUACCAAUUUCAGUGUUAUACAGCCACAGCACACUGUCAGACUAAGGUUGGAGUGCAGUGACGGUCUUUUAUAUCAGAGUUCACUGAGCGCUGGUAGUUUUAGGCCACUGGUUGAACUGAGAGAACUUGUCAUCGAGUACUGCAAGAUUGGAAAUUUGUCCGAUGAUGCGUUUAAGGGCCUCAAAGAGCUACGGAAUCUCACUGUUCGUACUCAUAAUAGAGAUUGGUCGCCAAUGGCUUUGGAUGUAUCGACUAGGGCUUUUACCGAGGAGCUCUCAAAGCUUGAGAGACUGGACCUUGGAGAAAAUAAUAUGUGGAAUUUGCCGGAGGGUAGUCUGUGCUCGCUGCACAAUCUAGAGGUGCUCAACUUGACUAAAAAUCGCCUCCGAGAGUUAUCGAAUUUUCAUUUUGGCGCUGGUGCUGGACGCUGUGGAAGUAAUCUACGGGAAUUGGAUCUGAGUAAUAACAGCAUCGAGAGCCUGCCGACAGCGGCAUUUUCCGGUCUCGCUCGGUUACAAAGUCUCGAUCUUCGGAGUAACGCCAUUAGCUUUAUGGCCGAUCGUGCCUUCGAGAGUCUUUCCUCGUUGGUUGUACUUAAACUCACGGACAAUCGUCUGUCGAGUUUACCACCAGAGUUGUUCAACGAUGCGCGAAACAUCAAAGAAAUUCACCUGCAGAACAACUCGUUGAACGUGUUACCACCUGGAUUAUUCAACGAUCUCACCCAACUGCUGGUGCUUGAUUUGAGUAUGAACGAAUUAACGACUGAGUGGGUAAACGCAGCGACAUUUACUGGUCUCAUUAGACUAGUGGUGCUCGAUUUGUCUAGCAACAGAAUAAGCAGACUUGAGCCAGCGGUUUUCCGGGAUCUUUACAGCCUGCAGAUUCUACGUCUUGAGGAGAAUCUUAUUGAGAGUCUCUCUGAGAAUACAUUUGCUGCGCUCUACAAUUUGCACACUCUCGUACUGAGCGAUAAUCAGUUGACGGUUAUCGACGCGACCACUCUGAGCGGCUUGUACGUGCUGAGCCUGCUCUCGCUGGAUAAUAACAGACUCAGUGCACUUCAUCCAAGCUCGUUACGAAACGCCUCGUCUCUUCAGGACCUGCAUCUUAACGGUAACCAACUGACAGCGGUGCCGGAUGCACUGAAAGCCACGCCUCUGUUGCGCACCCUCGAUCUUGGUGAAAACCUCAUUUCGGAGAUACCCACUGGUACCUUCGACCACGUGUCACAGUUGUACGGCCUCCGGCUCACGGAAAAUCACAUUGGCAAUCUCACUAAAGGCAUCUUCGAGAAGAUUAAAGAGCUCAAGAUACUCAAUCUGUCGCGUAACCGGAUACAAUAUAUCGAGCCUGGUGCAUUUGAUGACAACACUAAUCUCCGUGCCAUUCGAUUGGAUGGCAAUCAAUUGACUGACAUAACUGGACUGUUUGCCAAUCUACCGAAUCUAGUGUGGUUAAAUGUUAGUGAUAAUAAACUCAAGUGGUUUGAUUAUGCUAUGAUACCAACGGGAUUACAGUGGCUGGAUAUACACGCAAAUGAGAUAAGCGAACUUGGCAAUUACUUUGAGAUCGAGACGCAACUUCAGUUAAGUACAUUCGAUGCCAGUGAGAACAAAUUGACCGAGAUAACGGGAAAUGCAAUACCCAUGAGUGUCGAAGUACUCUUUCUCAACGACAAUCUCAUAUCCAAGGUGCAAAGUUACGCAUUUUUCAAAAAGCCAAAUCUCACUCGAGUCGAUCUCAAGGGUAAUAGAAUACAGAAUCUUGAGACAUAUGCGUUGCGUAUAAGUGCUGUACCACCGGACAAACCGCUUCCUGAAUUCUACAUUGGCGACAACCAUUAUUUGUGCGACUGCACCAUGGAAUGGCUGCAGCGAGUCAACAGGCAAAACCAGUCGCGCAUACAUCCACAAGUGAUGGAUCUUGAGAGCAUAUACUGUAAACUCUUGUACGACCGUGAACGCAUGUACGUGCCCCUUGUAGAGGCAUCGCACUCACAAUUUCUUUGCAAGUAUGAGUCACACUGCUUUGCACUGUGUCAUUGUUGUGACUUUGAUGCUUGCGAUUGUGAAAUGACAUGUCCGAAUAAUUGCACCUGUUACCACGACCAAUCGUGGUCGGCCAAUGUCGUGGAUUGUUCUGCCGGUGGUCACGUCAACCGACUACCCGAGCAGAUACCCAUGGAUGCAACAAGACUCUAUCUCGAUGGCAAUGACCUGAGAAUCAUCUCCAGUCAUGCAUUCAUCGGUCGUAAAAAAUUGAGAGUUCUCUAUCUCAAUGCCUCAAACAUUGAAAUUGUUCAGAAUCGAUCGUUCAAUGGCCUCAGGGAUCUUCAGGAUCUUCAUCUCCAGGACAACAGAAUUCACGAACUGCGUGGACACGAAUUCGAGGGUCUUGACAAUCUUCGGGCCCUUCAUCUGCAGGGCAAUGAGAUCUCAGCAAUCGCCAACAACACAUUCUCACCCCUGAGAUCUUUGAAGGUUCUACGGUUGCAGGGCAAUCGCCUUACGACCUUGGCGGUCUGGUCCCUACCAAUGUCUGUCGAAGUGAGUCUCUCGCGGAAUCCGUGGUCAUGCGAGUGCGACUAUCUUGAGGUUUAUCGGGAAUGGAUACUCGCGGCAAGAAACCGUGUUGUCGAUGUAUCGGAGCUCAGGUGCGUGUUGAAUGUCACCGAGUUAGAGGCGUACGGCGAGGAGGUCUUCAGGGACAACGAGUUUGGAUUUCCCGUGAUCGAGGGAGCAUCCAAUGACAGUUCGAUGUGCACAGGACUUGCUAGUAUUGACAACGGUAUCCAGGGCAAUCUAACCAAGACCAUUAUCGAGAGACAAGCCCUCCAGGAUUAUUUGCCUCUCCUUGUCUCUACACUGGCUGUAUUUCUCGUUAUUGUUCUCCUUGGAAUGCUCAUAUUCAUAUUCAGACAGGAGUUUCGCGUGUGGUUUCACUCGCGAUUCGGGGUGAGAAUAUUCUACCGCAGCACCGAGUUCGACAGGGAGGAUCGAGACAAGCAGUUCGACGCUUUCGUCAGCUACAGCUCCAAGGACGAGGCAUUUGUCGCUGAAGAAUUGGCUCCAGUACUAGAAAUGGGAAAUCCCUCCUACAAAUUGUGUCUACAUUAUCGUGACUUCCCGGUGGGGAGUUUCAUAGCUGAUACCAUCGUUCAAGCUGUUGAAUCAUCGAGGAGAACUAUUAUGGUUCUCUCGGAAAAUUUCAUCAAGUCCGAGUGGUGUCGCUUUGAUUUCAAAUCAGCGCAUCAUCAAGUCCUCCGUGACAGGCGGCGUAGACUCAUACUGGUACUCGUUGGGGAUGUACCCCAGAGGGAUUUAGAUCCAGAUAUAAGACUGUAUCUCAAGACAAACACAUAUUUACAAUGGGGUGAUAAACUAUUUUGGGAGAAAUUGAGAUUUGCCCUGCCCGAUGUGCCAAACAACCAGAGAACCAACAAUCAGAGGAGACAGCCACCACCUGUCCGACGGCAACACAAUAAUCAAACUAGUGGUGCGCGCAGUGUUGCUGUUCACAUAUGAAUCAAUUAUUCAUCAUAGACUGGUUAUGUUAUUCCAUACUAGUGACCCUUUGGCAUACCCGAACUGUGUAAUUAUCGAUCAAUUGGUAAUUUAUUAUUCGGGAGUGAGUGAGAUGUUGACAAUCAGUGGACAGUACAUAAAUCAUCUACACGAAUAAAAUAAAUGAAUAUAUCCAUACGCAUAAGGUUCCAUUAAGAGUCACUGCACAGUGCAAUACGUGUGUGGAGUGUAAAUAGUCACGGUGCCGAAUAUUCACUAACGGAGAAUUGACAAUUUUGAAUGUUUUAAAUAAAUGUGCGCGUCACUCGAAAGUCUGUAUAUAGAGCAAAUAUAAAAAUGAAAAUUGUGUGGUGAGAAUGAGUGCGUUGCAAUGAUAUGUUCGGAGAGUUUGAAAGAUUUUUGAGAAGAAAGUGAAUGAGAGUGGAAUUUGCCAGUGAGGAGAUAAAUAUAUAUAUAUAUUUGUUUCAAUUUUUGUAAAUUUGAUGGGUUAGCCGAUAGAUAGAUUAAAUUCAAAUGUAAAUAGUGCUGCAAAAAAAUUUGAAGAACACUUGAGUCUCGCGUUACUCAUUUCCUUUUUGAUUUUUAUUCAACGCCUCAUUAUUAAUAAUCUCAAAUUGUGCAUGAGCUACUUAAUGUCAGGGUUUACGAUUGAAUCGUGAACAACGAGUUUAUGUUAUCAUCGUACAUAACUGGUGUCUAAAGAUGCCAGCUUGAGGGUAAUGAAAGUUAGAGAUAAAAUGUAAAAGGCGUUUGUGACAAUUGUGAGAAGUUAUUCUGUGAGAUAAUAAAACUGUCACAUUAACAUGUUAAAUUCAAAUGACAGAGACGUACUUAUGGGGCGCUAUUUACAAGUGUAUAGCUUCUUAAAGAGGGUUUCAAUUUAAAACCCGUCGUGAUAUCACUCUCUAAUUAUUUUUUAUUUUAAAUUGUUUAUUGAAUUUUAAUUAACGUCAGAAGGGGGGAGGGGAAAUUUUAUCAAAAUUCAAUGAAAAAACGAAAUGUCAAAUGUGAAACUGUAAAAUAGGAUUUAUUUUUUAUUUAUUCUGAUAUUACGAGAAUUGAGGACUUUAGUAAGAAAAAAAAAAAGGUUAUUAAAUAACUCUGUUUGGACAAUUGUUCGUUGAAUUUUUUACACUGAUGGAAUGACAGAGAACAAUUUUAAUUGAACUUCAACACAGUUGAAUUAUUUUUCCAUCCAGUGAAAACCAAUUACUCCGUCGAAUCGUCAAUUUCUUCCGCAAACAUAUGCAAAACCAUUAUGUUUUUUUUUUUAACGAAGUCCUCAAUAGAAUUCGACAGUCUCUGUUGCCCGAGUGCGUCGACUCCCCAAAACGAUUGUUAACAAAUAUUAUAUACAUAUCCGUGCAUGCGGGGAUUGUCGUAUUCAGCCUGUAAAUUAAUCGUUUUAUAUUUCAAAUCGAAACACAGGUGUUUCAAGCAAAAAUAAAUGACUUUUUUCUAUUCCACUGUUCACUUCAUUUAUGCAAAAAAUAUCUUGUUUUUCUUGAGAAGAAAAACUUAAAAAACAAAUUCUGUGUUCAAAGAGAUAACUGAAAUAUAAAUUAUGACUGACGAAUAAAAAUCCACUGUUUUUCAAUGUUUUAAAAUCCAUGCUGUUUAUUUUUCCCCACUGGCACACCAUCCACAAACUGCUGAUUGUCUACAAGACAAUAAUCCAAUCCAAAUAAAACCACAAUCGAAUCAUUGCAAUUUCAUUCCUUCUAUUGAUCCAACGACCAGCAGACAACCACUUUAUCGCCAGCAUCUAGACCAAGUUUGUUAAUAUAAUAACUCCAUUGAGAAGUUUCGGUGAA